AUGGUGUCGUUGGUAGCUCUCCUUUCCAUCGCCGCUUCGAUCGUAGUCGCGGACAACAGCGAGGACAUCAAGUUCCCCGAAGCGGUCGAGGCGGAGGUGGCAGUCAACCCCAAGGCGCACUCUGCCGGGUGGCUCCCCCGCCCCGACCAGUCGCUGGACGUCAACUUCCCCGUGGACUCGAAGAUCAUCGACACUUCGGCUGCUCCUUGUGUGGUCACCCUCGUCAAGAACCACACGUACGCGCACUCGUACAACAAGCCAUACAAGGGGGACUUUUCCCCCCCUUCCUGCUAUAACGACCCGGAAUAUUCCCUCGUUUACCUCCGGUACAAGGCCAACGUGGACCCUGGUCGGCAGUUUGACCGGAUCGCCGGCGUCUGGAUCGGCAACCACCCCGUCCUCCGCACGACCACGCAGGAGCCCAACAAGGUGAUUGGCCCUCACUGGGAAAUCUUUCGGGAAAUUUCCCAAUACCGAGCUCUGUUUGGGAAAAACGGCAAUGUCACGGCCUCCCUUGACAACGUGGUCAACGACGUGUACACGAGCAGCUUUCAUGUGACGAUCACGGCCGAGUUCUACAAGAAGGACCCGUCUCAGCACGUCGUCCAGCGCGUUCCGUACGCGCCCGACCAGAUCGUUCCGAUCUUCAAAUCCAACGACACCUAUCCCUGGUUCAACGUCCAGCCCAACACCCUCGGCAAGAACUUCAACCUCGUGACCUUCCCCAAGAACCUCGAUGGGUUGUACCUGGAGCUGUUUACGUCUCACCACGGAUGCGACGAGUUCCACUACGCCAACCCUCCCGACGAGCUCAAGGCCGCCCUCAAGGCAGACUGUGCCGGCGGAUCCUUUCGUGAAGUGCAGAUCCUCCUGGAUAACGAGAUUGUCGGCGCGGUGUGGCCGUUCCCGCUCAUUUACACGGGCGGCAUGAGUCCUGCCCUGUGGCGCCCCAUCGUGUCCGUGGGUGGCUUCGAAGCCCCCACGUACAUCAUCGACCUGACGCCGUAUGUGGCCAAGGUGCUGGACGGCAAGCCGCACAACGUGAGCUUCGCCGUCGGUCACGGCUUGGCGUACUGGCCCACCAACGCCAAUCUGUUGGUGUACCAGGACCACAACGUCGAAAAGACGGUGGCCACACUGGACCGUAAAGUGUUUGACCGUAAUGUCGUGCCCAAUGUGGCUUACAACGGCACCGGCCGUAACCAGACCGUCGACACGACCGCCACCCGUCAAGUGAAUGUCAAGUCGACCAUCUCCAACUCGCGAGGCAUCCGCAAGUACAACAUCAAGCAAAAGUUCACCUUCGUGAGCCACCAAGAGUACUCGAGGAACGAACGAUUGUUCAAGCAGCGCAGCACGACCCAGACCACGACCACCGUCAAGUUUCAAGACGGCACGAAAACCACCAAGUACUACACGGAGGACUACCCGCUCUACGGCAAACUCGAGUACAAACCCUACACAUACGGCAAGUCGGCCCGUAAUGUGAUUCUAUCAUCAGUCGAUGAGGUGGACAUCCCGCCAUUCAGAUCGCCGCUCAUUCCCCCCAAGUACUUCACGAAAAACGUGACGAUUCAACACGACCUCCGCCAGAAACUCAAAAUCCACGGCAACAAGGACGACUUCCGCGUCGGAGUCGAAGGGUACGAGCUCUCGAUCGCCCAAACGGCCAAGUCCCACACCGACUCGCGCGUCGGUACCAACGCGACCAACCAAGUGGCCGUCGCCGCGUCUAACUCGACCGGAUGCUACUCGCACGACGUCCACAGUAACACUGGCAACUACACCAAAUACGUUGAAGCCAACAAGUGCCCCCGCGUCAACCUGUACGUUGAUGAUAUCGACGAUGACGACGACGAUGACGAUGACAACGACGAUGACGAUGAUAACGAUGACAACGACGACGAUGACGAUGAACGUGACGAUGAUUUUGACCUAUAA
Messenger RNA from Aphanomyces astaci, 1941 nucleotides. RefSeq lists its product as hypothetical. Lineage: Eukaryota; Oomycota; Saprolegniomycetes; Saprolegniales; Verrucalvaceae. The record is from RefSeq and is a predicted model, not a curated record. The transcript has 2 exons. The coding region runs from base 1 to 1941 and encodes 646 amino acids.